Messenger RNA from Spodoptera litura, 2100 nucleotides. RefSeq lists its product as uncharacterized. NCBI's taxonomy places the organism in Eukaryota, Metazoa, Arthropoda, Insecta, Lepidoptera, Noctuidae. The record is from RefSeq and is a predicted model, not a curated record. Gene Ontology annotation, cellular component: nucleus. Gene Ontology annotation, molecular function: RNA 7-methylguanosine cap binding; mRNA binding.
CUUUUUUACACUUGGUAUUUUUUUCAUUCAUCAUUGUCUUUGGCUAUGUUAUGUUGAUCAGUUGUCCAACAAUAUUUGGGUCGUUUUUCCGUGUUACUUACUAUAAAUAGAACAAUAUUAUAAGAAAUUUAAAGCAGUUACAAGAAGUUAAAAGUAAUAUAAAUCCAAACCUCCAAAAUGGAUAGAGAAGACGGUGAAAUGAGUGAUGAUAACGCAAUGGUGGUUGAUGAUGUAAAGGAACCAAUUUCAUACACUGAUGAUUGUACCUUGGUGUACAAAGCUGACAAAGCAGGAUUAAUCGUAGAAAAAUUAGAAAAAGUGGAUGCCUCCAAAAUAGAAGAACGAGCAAAAAGAUUUGGUUUAAAUCUUACAGGAAAUAGAGUAAUCACACAGAGACAGAUUGAUGAACUUUAUUCGAAUUUUGGUAUAGAAAGUGGAAAUGAGAGACAUUUUCGUUUUGAUGCAAUCAACUUACAUGGAGUUGAUGGACUUUCUACGAAGGAAAUAUUUCAAUAUUUAGAAGACUACAAACCUGUGUCUCUGGAAUGGAUUGAUGAAGUAUCAUGUAAUAUUGUUUGUCAGGAUCAUAUAUCAGCAGCCUUGGCAUUACUAGUGCAUUCUAGAGAAAUUAAAGAUACCAAUUUGAAGGAAAUGCUUGCUGCUAAUCCAAAUCAUCAUUGGCGUGAAGGUAUGCCACAUCCUAAAAAAGAUCUUAUUUUAAUGAGAUUUGCUACUAAUGGAGACAAGAAAAUGAACAAAAAGAAACCUCAUAAUAAAAAUACAGAAGAAUAUGGUGAUCAAAAUAUGGAUGCAGUAAGUAAGAACCCAUGGGGUGACCUCUGUAAAUCUUGGGGAGUUUAUGAUCACCAAGAAGUAUUUCAACGUAAGCCUAGAUACAAUAAUGAUGAAGAUAAUGAUUUAGAAGAACCAGAUAAAAUUGUAAAAAUAAAAAAUAAAAGUUUAGCUAGCCGCCUUGGUAAGAGGCAUGCUAAUAGGGACAACUAUGACAAUGAAGAAGCUGAGGAAAGUGAUUCAGAUUCUGAAUGGAAAACUAAAUCAAAAGCACCUCGAAUGAGAAUGCAUGCAGAUGAUGAAGAGUCUAAACGAAAGAAAAAGCAGACUUCCCAACGGAUAGCUAAGGAUUCAGAUGGAUAUUCCGCAUUGUCAAUUGAAGUAGAAAAUUCCCACAGUAAUUAUAAGCCGAGAGAUCACACAAUCAUAUCUGACAAGUUUAAAAGGAACAAUGUUUAUAGAAAAAAACAUGGUAUUCAGUCAAGGUUAGGUGAAAAAGUAAUAACUGUGGAGGAUAAUGAAAGUUUUUCAAGUGAUGAAGUAUCAGAUAACUCUGAUAGUUAUGUUAUGAGUAGAGUGCAUAAAGUCAAUUCUAGUAAUAAUAGUGUAUGGUCAAGAUUAGAUAGGAAACCCUCUAGCACUAGAAAUACAAGUGAUCACAAUGAUUUACGGCAAAUUUUGAAAUCAAGGAAACAUGGGAAGUCUGAUGACCUAAGAGACAAGUUAGGUAAAUCUAAACAAAGUAACUUGCGUAUUGAAAUUGACAAUAAUUAUGCACAUGAUGAUGAAGAUUUAUAGUGUUUAUUGUAGGAUAAUUUUAUAUUACAAAUAAUGUUCUCCUUUUAUUUUGUUUAUAAGAUGUUAGCUCCGAGGUACUGCAAAGCAAAUGAAUUUGUACAUAAUAUGGUACAUACACAUAGAUGUAUUUACAAUGUUGUUUAUGUUAAUAUCCAUGGGUAUUAGUGCAAAUUCUCUUUAGUUUGUAGAUAUAUACAUAUUUAGAUUAUGAAUGCAUGCUUCUUACAGGUCAGUGCAAUUAAUGGAAAUGUCACUAAGCACUAAAUGUGAGAACAAUAAUUGUUUUCUGUGUAUGCGAACAACAAACACCAUGCGAAAGUUUAUUACAUAUUUGUUGAAUGAAUAUUUUCAUUUUGAAGUAUAAAGUUUGACCACCUGUCUAAUCAAAUUGAAAUAUUACAGACUAACAUGAAAUAAAUGUAAUGAUUUAGUUUAAAUUAACUAUUAAUUAAGUGAUUACUAAAUGUAGUAUAUAAAAUCUUUAAAUUAAUUAUAGUUGAAUGAAUUUUA